UCCGGUGUCUUCUGGGACACAUGACAGGUCCCAGAAGGCUCCGGGCCAUUCACAAAGUGCAGCGCUUCUCGCGCAUGCGCAGUGGGCACCCGGCUGUCACAGAAGACGGCGCGGGAAGAAGAGGGAGGGACAACUCCGCGGAAGUGGGAGCGGGUACCUAUCAAAUUCAGUCUCUGGUCAUCUCCUGUAUUGUGUCUGCAGUCUCUGGUCAUCCCCUGCACUAUGUCCGCAGUCUCUGGUCAUCCCCUGUACUGUGUUCGCAGUCUCUGGUCAUCUCCUGUACUAUGUCCGCAGUCUCUGGUCAUCUCCUGUACUAUGUCCGCAGUCUCUGGUCAUCCCCUGUACUAUGUCCGCAGGCUCUGGUCAUCUCCUGUACUAUGUCUGCAGUCCAUUGGUUCAGAAUAUUUUUUUUCUUGUUUCCCGCCUCUAAAAUC
Staurois parvus is the source of this 434-nucleotide messenger RNA. The record is from the annotation of a GenBank genome assembly. Lineage: Eukaryota; Metazoa; Chordata; Amphibia; Anura; Ranidae.